This is a messenger RNA of Cladophialophora yegresii CBS 114405, 918 nucleotides long. RefSeq lists its product as uncharacterized. Bases 1 to 918 code for a protein of 305 amino acids. Lineage: Eukaryota; Fungi; Ascomycota; Eurotiomycetes; Chaetothyriales; Herpotrichiellaceae. The record is from RefSeq and is a predicted model, not a curated record. The transcript has a single exon.
AUGCUGGUACUCACCGGCACAAGCGGAAACCUGGGCUCCCGGGUCCUCGACACCCUCUUGCGCCAGAAGCUCAUCCCACCCUCCCAGUUAAUCAUUUCAACAAGCAAUCCCAGCAAAGUCCCACCUGCUGCCAAGGAAGCUGGCAUUGAGAUACGCGAGGGCGAUUUUACAUCUCCAGAUUCACUUUCGUCCUCAUUCAAAGGAGCAGAUGCUCUUUUCCUGGUCUCAUACCCUUCGCCGAGCGUCGACAGAUGGCUUCAUCACAAAGCCGCCAUCGACACUGCCAAAGCCGCUGGAGUAAAGACCAUCAUUUACUCGAGUCUGAUGUUCGGCGGCAAGACAGGCAUGGACAGCAUAGCCGGUGUCCAACAAGCGCACAUCAAGACCAUCGAGUAUCUCACCAAAACUGGGCUGCAGUAUGUGAUUGUGAGAGAGGGCAUUUACGCGGAAAGCUGGUGGCUGUACGCUGGCUUCCAACCACAGACCUUCAAGAAAGGCGACACUAGUGAGAUCACGUUUGUCAUUCCCAACGACGGUCCUGUGUCCUGGGUCACAUGGGACGACUUAGGUGAAGCCACUGCCAAGAUCCUUCAGAACUACGAGGGAUAUCUUGGCCAAACCUUGAAUCUCACGGGGCCCAGAGCCACCAGCAUUAGUGAUGUUGCAAAGAUCGUUGAGAAAUGUACUGGUCGCAAAGUCAAGGUCAACAUCGUAGGCAGACAGGAGGCUGAACGAUAUCACAAAGAGAACAAGAGUGUUCCGGAAAGCGGCUUCUGGGUCAUUGAGAGCUGGGCAGGUUGGCAUGAUGGGAUUGCGAAUGGGGAGACCGCAACGGUCGAUCCCUUGAUCGAAGACAUUCUGGGCAGAGCGCCUCGAGGCAUCGAGGAGGUAGCUGACAGUCUCUUCACUCCUCGAUGA